Diabrotica balteata is the source of this 4017-nucleotide messenger RNA. NCBI's taxonomy places the organism in Eukaryota, Metazoa, Arthropoda, Insecta, Coleoptera, Chrysomelidae. The record is from the annotation of a GenBank genome assembly.
GAAUUUGUCAGAAAUUUGAAUCUGGAGAAAACCAACUUACACAGUAUCUUCUGAAAUGGAUGAAAGUACAGCUCAAAAAUGUUCUUAUGUAAUUCAAUCCGACCAACAUUGCUUACAAACGACAGCAGGACUAUGCAACCUAAUUGAACACCAGAGUUUAGUGGAUAUCCUCCUGUGUUGUGGUAAUAAUUGCCUUCAUGCACAUAAAAUUGUGUUAGCAUGCCACAGUAAGCUAUUUAGGACUGAGUUUGAGCAAAAUCCCAACAUAGAGCAGGUUAUAUUUUCAGGUUGUGAUUUCAAAAUAAUUAAAGCUUUGGUGAAAUUCAUGUAUGAUGGAGAAACGUGUGUGAGUGAAGCUAAUGCCAGUAAUUUUAUUGCUAUGGCUAAAAUGCUUCAUAUUGAUUCAUUGCAUAUUCCACUCAACUAUGAAUUCUCAGAUUCCUUAAUAGAUGUACCGAAACCUAUCUUCAUAACUGCCAAACCAAAAUACCCGACCUUUCCCUUUAAACCUGCCAGUUCUGCAGUAAAUAUUUUGAAAUCGACCAACUCCACAAUCAGUAAUUCAAAUUCAAUGCCGAAGGUAAAUCGUAGAAUGUAUUUAGAUGCAGAACACCAGGCUUGUAUGAAAGAAGCCAUAGCUAGUAAAUUAGCGCUUGCGAAUUUGAAGAAAGAGAUAAGUUCAGCCCCUCAACCUCCCAUUUUCAUUAUUGAAGAUUCUUAUACAGAGACAACUGUAGAGAAUUUCAUACCUGCAGAUAGGAAAAACUUCGUCACAUUGGACGUGGAUGAAUUAAAUCCAAAAUUUGAGCCGAAAGCCACUGAUAAAUCAGACGUAAUACUAACUGUGCAGAAUGGAGAACAGCGUUGGACUGCUAACAAGAUCAAGCAAGUUCUGGAGAAUCGAGCAAACUCCAAUGUAGAGGUCAUGUUCAAAACUGCUGAUGGGACUUUUGUUACUGUAACGGAUGAAGUGUUGCGGAGUUUACAAAAAGAGGGUUUGCAGUACCAAGUAAUAGACGAGGACGGCAAAUUGGGAGAGGUUCAAGAACUAAAUUGUCUUCGUAAUGAACCAGAAGAACAAACUUCUCAAAAUAACAUAUGUAACAUGGAAUUCCAAGAUGCCUACGAUACUAAUUCUGACCCAAAUCAUCUGGACCCUACCAAUUUGAAAUCAGAAAAUGACAUUAUGUUAGAAGUAGAACCAACAACUUUAUAUAAAUCAUUCAAUAUGUCAGAUUAUUUGCAACCGCUUUCCAAGACAGAUGAAGAUGUGCGUGUCUCACCAGUGGAAGAUCGAUUGAAAUUUAGCCCUGAAAUAUUUUUUGCCGAUUUUAGCGAAAAUCUUUAAUUGUACGAAGAUUUUUUGCUCAUAAUAGCAGUUUCAAUUCGUGUAUGUAAUUAUUUAAGUACAGUAAAAGCUCUUUAUUCUAUUAUAACUUGGAUAUGAUAUAACAUGGAUAUGGUACAACAAAGAUUAAAAAAAAUUUUAAUAAUAUUAUUAGAGAAAACAGGGGGAUCCAAAUAUAGUUUUUUUUCUAUCGCCUCAUCUGUUUAAGCUACAGUUUCUUCCGCUCUUUGUUAUACUCAUACAAAUAAUAUAAACCAAGAAUAACAUCUUACCAAAUAGAACGUACGGAAUAACCGUUUCGUUCAUAACAAAAGAGUUUUAUUAUAGUAACAGUAAGUUAAAUUGUGCUCAUACAAAUUUUUUGACUCUUAUAUAUAUAUAUAUAUAUAUAUAUAUAUAUAUAUAUAUAUAUAUAUAUAUAUAUAUAUAUAUAUAUAUAUAUAUAAGCACCGUACUACCGUACUAUAACGUUAUAUCAAUUUUGUUUUGAUACUGAAAAUGUUCAUUAGGAAAGGGUUAGAUAACUUUAUCAGAUUGAGUUUGAACAUGACUUGUCCCUUUAUAGGAGUCUUUAUGCUCUUCAGGGUUUUUUGUUGAAUUUUGUUUGUCGUACAAAAUCAAUGCUCGAAAGUACCACUGGGGUAGUUUUGUUGGCGUGUGCGUGUGGUAGUCAACCACAAGUAGAGGCCGUUAAGAUGUAGUCGAAUCAGAAGAGAGAGGUUGACUGGAUUUUAGAUGUUUCUUUUAGUGUUUUAUAUGUUUGUGUGUUGAUUUGGUGGUUACAUCGACUGCGUUUUCUCGUUACUACUUUUCCUGCAGCCAUUUAUACGAUCUCAAUCCAGAACUAGUGUAUUGCACUAAAAUUCUGUUGCUGACCGUUCACGUUAACGGUCAAGCUUUGUCAGCUUUCAGUGUGGUGUUUGCGUGUGCGUUUGUGUAUAUGUUGUGUGUUGACCAGACGGUGAUUGUGACUGUAUUUUCUAGUUGCUAUUGUUCCUGCAGCCGUUUAUACGCUUCCAGUCAACUCCAGAAUUAGUGUAUUGUACUAAACAUAUGUUGUUGACUUUAUGCGCUAACGUCCAGGCCCUGUAAUCUAAGGAAAAACAGUCCCCUUUGUCGCCGAGCCAGUAUGUGCGUAUGUCUGUUAUCGUUAUGCAAUAAUAUUGGGUAACCGCAAAAAACCAAUCUCGCCCUGUUUGGGGCAAUGAAAAGUAUUAGGACAUGAGGGUACGGAGAGCUAGCGGUGUAACUUCAAGGAUAUCUGCGUACUCUCCCGAAGCUUGUUAAUGCAUGAUUACAUUAGAAUGGGCGAAAGAUGAGGUUUUUUGUUUUUGAAGUUGCGGGAUCGUACAUUACCGUAAGAAAACAGGAACUUUUAAAUGCUUCUUGGGUGUUGGAGUGUGGUUGGAGCGUGUUUAUGACUUUUAGGGUAAAGUUCCUGUUGAAAGAGUUUAUUUUUUUGAUAAUUGUAGAGACAUUGGAAAUAUGGAUUUCGCCGGUGGGGAAUCGGCAAGUUUUGUAGUUUGCUUUACGCAUGAUUACAGGCUCGGUUCUAAAGUCUUAGUUUUUGUGAGCUACUUAGGAGACAGUAGAUGUUUGAUUUGUACUCUAUAAUGGGUCGAAUAUAGGUGUUGUAAGUACAAGUAAUUGUAAGUAAGUAAAUAGAAGUCUUUAUGUUUGUCCUAUGAAUUCUCCUUGCAAGUAGAUUGAAGAGUCGAUCUCUGUAUCUUACCCUAUCUAAAGUUGUUUUAGAUCAACAUUCCAGCAGAGUCCUGGUAAACCGGACUCCCAGGUGCUGUCGGGUUGAUAGAGAGCCUUGCUAUUCAUCGUUGAGCCUUCAUCGUUGUAACGAAUAACUUUAAAGGAUAUUUUUGGACUGCAAAACUCGAGAGUCUGUGUUUUGUUGGUAUUUAGACUGACUCUCUACUUAUUACACCAUUCUCCGAUACAGUUUAGUAGAGAUUGUGCUCUUCUAAAGAUUCUCUCAAGGUGGUACUGUUUCGUUGCUGUGAGCAAAGUCGUAUUGUCUGCGUAGAGAAAUGAUCGUGUACCUGGGAUGUUUUGGGUCGAAUUUUCACUAUUGUACAUAAUGUACAACAGUGGGGUUAGUACUGAUCCUUGUGGGACUCCAGCCCGUAAAGUAAAAGAACUUAAGAGUUAGUCGAAUGCCUCAAAAUGUACAGGAAUAAACCACAAUUUUAAUUGCAAAUACAUUAUAUUUGACGCUUCGAUUUCCACCUUGGAAAUCUUUCUCAAAUACCGAAUGAUUUAUUUAAAAUCUAACAGUCUAUAUAAAGUAACUGCAGCUUAUGUCAAAUAACAUUUGGUUAAAUGACAAUAAGACAAGUAAUAAAUUAAGGUAUUUAAGGUAUUUUGAAAACUACUUGUAAGUGAACAAUCAAAAAUUUUCAAUCCGCAAAUCAAAUAUCAGCGAAUAAAAAACUUUUACUGUAUGUACCUAUAUUGUAACGUAUUCUAUUGUAGAUUUUUUUGAAUUACCUGUUAGUUAUAUUAGAAAUUACUAGACAUAUUAGACAGUAAUUUAAUUUAUCCAGAAUGUUUCAUUGUUAUAUGUAAAUAUAUUAACUGUACAACUUUGACGUCUAAAUAUGAUCAUUUAACCCAAAUUACUGAUAAUAAUUAUGUCUCUCUUAUUUAAAUAUAUUUUU